Messenger RNA from Eruca vesicaria subsp. sativa (arugula), 1421 nucleotides. NCBI's taxonomy places the organism in Eukaryota, Viridiplantae, Streptophyta, Magnoliopsida, Brassicales, Brassicaceae. The record is from the annotation of a GenBank genome assembly.
GAAAAGAUUCCGUUUAGGUACGCGACGGCUUGACCUCGAUUAUAUUAUCUCUCCUCUUAAAAUUUCCAACUUGAACGUCAAGUUUAUUAUUUUCCCCAUUCUCCCUAUAUUUAUAUUCAAAGACUCUUCUCUUUCAGAUCUCUUUUCUUUUUUUCCUCUCUUUGAUUUAUGGUCUCUAAUCCUAACUGGUUUGAUAAUCGAAGUUGUUUGUAUGACUAUGGCUAAGAACGGAGACAACAUGGAAUAUACUUUGAAAAUACAGAGAUGUCAAGAGUACAUAGAAUCACUAGAAGAAGAACAAAAGAAGAUCCAAGUUUUUAAGAAAGAGCUUCCCUUGUGUUUGUUGCUCGUUACACAAGCUAUCGACUCGUACCGGAAGGAGUUGUCUGAAAUUUCCAGUUCAGAACACAUUCAAUCAGAAGGUUCUGAGCGGACGACAAGUGAAGACGGUUGCACUGCCUUGUAUGAGGAGUUUAUGCCGAUCAAGUCUGAUGAACACGAAUCUUGUGAACGUAUCAAAGAAGAUGAAGCUGAAAAUAACGUUGAUAAGAAGAAAUCUGAAUGGCUUCAGUUAUGGAACCAGUCUCCGGAUCCUCAGCUCAAAGAGACAACAAAGGUGGUGGUGGAGGUGAAGGGAAACUGCGGUGCGUUUGAACCGUUUCAAAAAGAGAAGUCUCAACCGUUGAAAGCAAUCACUCCAACGCCUACGGCGUCGAGUUCCACGGCGGAAACAGGGGGAAAUAAAAAGGAGAUGGAGAAGCAGAAACAAUUACAAAUGCAUCGGAAGCAAAGACGUUGCUGGUCGCAAGAAUUACACCGGAGAUUCCUAAACGCCCUUCAGCAGCUCGGAGGAUCACAUGUUGCUACGCCUAAGCAGAUUAGAGAUCUCAUGCAAGUCGAUGGUCUAACCAAUGACGAAGUUAAAAGUCAUUUACAGAAGUAUAGACUGCACACAAGAAGACCAGCUACUCCGACAGUGACUAACGGCAGCGAAAAUCCACAGUUAAUAGUUGUGGAAGGCAUUUGGGUGCCAUCGCACGAUGCAGUAGUAAAUAACAAAGUUUACACUCCCGUUGCAGUACAACCGCAGCCACGCUCAUCACCGUCCGAACCGAGAAGCAUCCAACGUUGCAAACCGCCGACAGCAUCUUCGGCUACACACCCAGCACACCGUCUUCCUCUUUCAUAACUAGUUUAACCUCAUACGGAAAUUCUUUUCUUUUUGUAAACUAAGAAAGUUCCUUCAUAAUAAAAAUUUUUGAUCUUUUGAGUUUUACAAAAAAAAAUUAUUUAACGUGGAGAAUUUUCUAGAUAUAUGUUUAGAAAAGAAUAUUUAGUAUACAGUGAAACAUAUCAACAUCAGAUUUUGAUAAUUUAAUUUAUAAAUAUAAACAUGCUAUAGCCUACAGGUUUAAAAGUAA